GCGUGCAGGAGGCAGCUGAUGGGUGUUUCUCUCAUUGAUGUUUCUAACUGUCCCUCUCCCUUCCUCUCUGUAAAGAAUCAGUGAAAUAUAUUUAAAAAAUAAAUAUAAUAAAUUUAGGGAUAGGGAUGAAUAGUAAAGGACAGACACAUGGUUGGCUUUAUAGGGAAUGACUUUAAGAAGAAAUGGGCCUGCAAUUGGUGACUCAUGAUAAGUAAACAAGAAGCCGGGCAGCGUGGCUCAGUAGUUGAUUCUGGUCAGGGCACAUGCCCAGGUUGCGGGCUCCACGCCUGGUGGGGGGCGUGCAGGAGGCAGCCGAUCAAUGAUUGUCAGAUGUUUCUAUCUCUUUAUGAAGUCAAUAAAAAUGCAUUAAAAAUUAUAUUCCAUUCACCUUUUGUAGAGAGCCACACCAUGAAGAAUUCUGCAGCUCUUUGUCUAAGCCCCUUGGCAUCUAGUGUGUGCAUAUCUUACGUGGCUAACUGAAUUAAAGAUAAAAACUACCUCAUUAGAGACCCAUAGACCACCAUCAUUGCCAUCAACGUUACUACUCAGCCGCUAAGCGGCAUUUAAUGGUUGGCUUCCCGCAAUGAGACACAAUUCAUGUUCGUGGUGACGCAAGCCAAUCGAAAAGCAGCUUUCCGCCAGCUGGCCCCUCCAUCUGCCCUGAGCGGUGAGGGGCGGGGCCGGCGUGAAAGCGUCAAGUACUCCAUGGCAACGACGCUCAGUCCAAAGAUGGCGCCCGAAUGGGGUAGAGGAGGGUCCUCGGGUUCAGGUCCGGGCCCAAGUCGGUGGCUUUGGAGCGGUUCUUUAUGGGUCCGAGGCAUUUUGCUCCUGUUGGGCGGGCUCCGGACAAGUGCUACGUCUAUUCCUGUGUCCUUGAGCAGUGCCCUUCCCUGCCGGCACCACGUCCCCUCUGACACUGAGGUCAUAAAUAAGGUCCAUCUUAAAGCAAAUCAUGUUGUAAAGAGAGAUGUUGAUGAACAUUUAAGAAUCAAGACUGUCUAUGAUAAAAGUAUUGAAGAGUUGCUCCAUGAAAAAAGAUCCCUUGUUAAGAACAAACUUUUUCCACAAGCUAUUUCUUAUUUAGAGAAGACUUUUCAGGUUCGUAGACCUGCGGGCACUAUCUUACUUAGCAGACAAUGUGCAACAAACCAAUACCUACGGAAGGAAAAUGAUCCCCACAGAUACUGUACUGGAGAAUGUGCAGAACAUACAAAAUGUGGCCCCAUUAUAGUGCCUGAAGAGCACCUCCAGCAAUGCAGGGUCUGCCGUGGGGGUAAGUGGCCCUGUGGAGCGGUGGGUGUGCCAGACCAAGAGGGGGUCCGAGAUGCUGACUUUGUUCUUUAUGUUGGUGCUCUGGCCACCGAGAGGUGCAGCCAUGAAAACAUCAUUUCUUAUGCAGCCUAUUGUCAGCAGGAAGCAAAAAUGGACAGGCCAAUAGCAGGAUAUGCUAACCUGUGUCCAAAUAUGAUCUCUACCCAGCCUCAGGAGUUUAUUGGGAUGCUGUCUACAGUGAAACAUGAGAUUAUUCAUGCCCUGGGUUUCUCUGCUGGGCUGUUUGCAUUCUACCGUGAUAAAGAUGGAAAUCCUCUAACUUCAAGAUUUGCAGAUGGUCUCCCACUUUUUAAUUAUAGUCUUGGAUUAUAUCAAUGGAGUGAUAAAGUAGUUCAAAAAGUGGAGAGAUUAUGGGAUGUUCGAGAUAACAAGAUAGUUCCUCACACUGUGUAUCUCCUAGUAACACCUCGUGUUGUUGAUGAAGCAAGAAAACAUUUUAACUGUCCAAUUCUGGAGGGAAUGGAACUUGAAAAUCAAGGUGGUAUGGGCACCGAACUCAACCAUUGGGAAAAGCGGUUAUUAGAGAAUGAAGCAAUGACUGGUUCUCACACCCAGAACCGAGUCCUCUCUCGAAUCACUCUGGCAUUAAUGGAGGACACUGGCUGGUAUAAAGCUAAUUAUAGCAUGGCUGAGAAGUUAGACUGGGGUCGAGGAAUGGGCUGUGACUUUGUCAGGAAGAGCUGUAAAUUCUGGAUUGAUCAGCAGAAAAAAAAGCGGCAGAUGCUGAGCCCUUACUGUGACACUCUCAGAAGUAAUCCCUUGCAGUUAACUUGCAGACAGGACCAGAGAGCAGUUGCAGUGUGUAAUUUGCAGAAGUUUCCAAAACCUUUGCCUCAAGAAUACCAGUACUUUGAUGAACUCAGUGGAAUACCUGCAGAAGAUUUGCCUCAUUAUGGUGGUUCAGUAGAAAUUGCUGACUACUGCCCUUUCAGUCAGGAAUUCAUUUGGCAUGUAAGUGGUGAAUAUCAGCGCAGCUCAGAUUGUAGAAUAUUGGAAAAUCAACCAGACCUUUUUAAAAACUAUGGUGCUGAAAAGUAUGGACCUCAUUCAGUUUGUCUAAUUCAGAAAUCAGCAUUCGUCAUGGAAAAUUGUGAAAGGAAGCAGAGUUACCCAGACUGGGGGAGUGGAUGUUAUCAGGUUUCUUGUUCUCCACAAGGUCUAAAGGUUUGGGUCCAGAAUACUUCAUAUUUGUGUAGUCGAGCCGGGCAGGUCCUCUUCGUUAGUAUUCAUAUGAACGGCUGGAUUCACGAUGGAAACCUGCUCUGCCCAUCAUGUUGGGACUUCUGUGAACUCUGUCCUCCAGAAACAGAUCCUCCAGCUGCUAACCUGACCCGAGCGCUACCCCUGGAUCUCUGUUCCCGUUCCUCUAGCCUUGUGGUCACCCUCUGGCUUCUGCUAGGCAAUCUGUUUCCUCUGCUGGCUGGAUGUCUUCUGUGUGUAUGGCACUAGGAAUGGAAAUGUGAAUUCUCAAGGCGUUCUUUUGUGUCAUGUUCCUCUGAACAAAGCACAAAAUCUGAGUAUCAGCCUGUGCUGAUGGCAGAAGUGGCAUUCCUGACUUUGGCUUGAAAGUGUUGACCACAGUCAGACCUUGAAGCAGAGCUUCACAGCAACCCAACAGCCUCGGCUUGGAGAAGGGGAAGGAAUUCCAAGUCAUCAAGACUCUAUUUUUCAGGAUGCAUAACCGUCCUCAAGUUUUCCUUUGAAAAUGGGAUAUUGGUGAAAUUUUCAGAUUACAUACCUCAGCAUUCUCAUUAACCUAAAAUGAUGGGGAAGUUCAUCAAUACUGCAAUAAUAAAGAACUGCUAAUUACUGCAGAUUAUAAGUUGUGGAUCCUGUACCCACAAGUAUAAAUUAUCCUUUGACUUACAGAAAAUAAUUGAGUUGAGGUUUGUACAUCAUUGUUACUCCUAUUUUGAAUUUAAUGACUGUACAUGGUACAAUUAAAUCAUUGUUCUUGUUGUUCUAAAAAGUCUUUUAUAAAAUUAUGUUUUGCUAAAUGUUAUGAUUUAACCAUGCUUGCCUUUUCAAACUAGCUGUGUGAUAGUUUACUAUGGAAUCAUGGUGUGUUGGUAGCCCUCUUCCAGCUGCAUCUGUUACUCACAGAUCUCCGUAGCUCAGUGUCCUGUUGUAUCCUCCAUUCAUUUAAUAAUGACCUGAAAAAUGAUAGAAGCAGAGAGAGAAAAGUAAUGUGCUCUGUAAAAACAUUGAAGACAAGCAAACAGAAGAAAAUAUAAAUGUAUGUGUUUCAGAUAAUAGAUAUGACAACUAUAAUCCAACCGAAAAAUAGAACUAUUCCUUUUUUAACAAUGAAGAUAAAAAGAAAUUCUGGGAUAGACAGGUAUGCAAUUGUCUUCACGUGGGCUUACGAAUUGUUUCAGAAGAACUUCUGAAAAUUAUUUUAUAUACAAGAAGAAAAUAUAAGUCAAAGCAAGAUAAUCUGAAUUGUUUACUAAUAGCAAAGUGUAGGGUUGGUGUACGGCCCAGCCAAUAGGGUCCACUUUACUGCACAACAUAUGGCUCAAUCCUCAGAAGUUAUAAGAUAGCCUUUACUUUGAAAGGAGGUGAUAUCCUUUACCUCCUGCUUUUGGCACUUCUGUUACCACGUAGAUUCCGGUCCACAGAAGCAAGUCUACUCUGGAGCUUAUCAACCCCACUUACUAAUUAAAUUCUUUAAUGAUAAAUGAUUCCCAAUUUUUCUCUCUAAAGCUAACAAAGUCCUGUGACAUUAUAAACACAGCCCUUGGACAAGCAUUCAUUCAUUCAUACAUACAUAACAUUCAAUCAUUGGUUAGCCCUUUAAUUCAGCAUAUAACUAUUGAGCACUCCGUGUAAGAAAUUGUGCUAAGUGAGCAAGCAGCAUAAUUACUAAGGAGUAAUUCCAGCUGAUUAGUUGGACCUGGGCCAAACAGCAACUCCAGCAAAGGAAAGUUGCCUUUUUUAAUGCAUAAAUUUUAAAUAUGUAUUUAAAUGUGCAGUUUUGAAUUGAAGGUAUUUGUCAUUGUGAAAGCUGGGUCUCUAGCAUAUCCACCUUCAGCUAAAGAGAAGCUAAUAGUAAAGGUGUCAGGUCAGUGCUCUGUUUCCUGCCUGUGUCAUGUAUAUCUUAAAUUGUGCAACAUCCGAGAAAAGUAUAGAGUAUAUUUUUAAAGAAAACUAUAAAAAUCUAAACUUACAUUCUGAUUGUGAUUAUGGAUCAUCCUGCAAAGUUGUAUAAAGAAUUUCACCAAAAAUACUAUGGACUAAGAAUAUAUUUGAGAUAUAUUUACCAUGAUAGGUUUGAUUAUGUUUUGACUGUUGUGCAGUGAUGCCAUUUAGAUAGUAUUGUUUCCGAGCAUGGUGCUUUUUAUACUUGAAAGAUAUUUUUGCUUUAUUUUUAUUGAUAUUAUAUUUGCACUAAUGACUUUCUGGAGAAAAUAUUAUAGAUGACAUUUUUUCUACAUAUAUUUAUUAAGAUUGGAAUCUAGUAGCCCAGUGUUUUCCCUGCACAAAUGUGAAACUUGAUAAAGUAUAAUGUCAACAAAUCUUGAGUUUCUGAGGGUAACUAAAUGUGCUGUUGUCUUCCUUCCUCUUCAAGACUUGAAAGUGGUUGCUUAUCACUGAUUCUGCAUAGUUUACUCAGUGAAGACUUAGAAGGCCAUUGAGUCUGUAAAAAAUUUUAAGAGGCACAUUUUAGUCACUCAGAUUAUGACAAUAUUCUAAAAAACGAAGACUUUUAAAAUCUGAGGUUUCAAUGCAGAAUUAGUGGGCUAGAAUUCAGCCUUGAACUGAAGAAUUUGAAAUGGCGUAAGUGUCAGUAUUCUGUGGCAGGUUAUACCCUUCAUAUUAGCAAAACCAGUUCCCUGAGAAAGGUGGAGCAGACUGCAGCCGUGGUGAAAGAGAGUGGGGUAGGGAAGGAGAGUGGGGAAGAGCUGAUUUGGGGGUGGCAGACAGGAGUCCUUUCUGACUUAGAAAGUGUCAAGUGCUUAUAAACUCCGACUACCUCAGUUUCCGUUCAGACUUAGGUUCAUUUUGAUAGGAUUAAGGUCCCAAUUGUAUCAAGUGAAUUUGUUUCUCAGGUUUUCAAGAACAGAAUUUACAGGAAGGAAGCAAAAGCCAUGUCAGUAGAUUUGAGCUGACAGCUUUAAAGAAACUGGCAAGCAGUUAGGAAGUCUUCAUGUAAACCCCUCUAAUAGUCUCCUGAAAAACAUCUUUUUCCCUUACCGAUUUCUUAAAGAUACCUAUUUUUGUUAAGAUCAAAUAGACAUUCUAAAAAUAUUAUAAACUGUGCUUAAAGUUAGUUUCAGCCUAAUAUGUUGGCUUAGAGUUUAUGAUUAUGUGAAGAUGAAACAUGAAUUAAUGAAGUUUAAAUAACUUUAGGAAGAAGUGUAAAUAAGUAUAUCAGAGUAUUCUUUAAAAUUUAAUAUCAGUAUUCUCUUCAGUGUUAGAAGACUCACUGUAAAAUGACUAGGUGCUUUCUCAGGAUCUUGCCAGCGCUGAUAGUCCAUGAUGAAUACUGAUCCAGAAUUGCUAGUUUCCUGCUGGGUCUGAGCCGCCUCAGAGCAUGCCAGCUUCCACAUCAUGUUCGCCACAGCGUCUUGUGCUUGAAGCCUUCGCACAGUCCAUGGCCUUGGACACUGAAUGGACAGAGAAGAGCCUGUCCCUGAGGGCGUUUGCACAGUCCUGGCAGGAGGAGGUGGGCUCGGUCACAGCCCCUCAGGCCCAUGUAUCAUGGACUCCAGUCAUCGUGCCGCAUCCUUGCAGCCCAGGAGGACUAACGUCGGUAAAGACUGUGCUACUCAUUCUGAAGAAAGACCUUACCUGAGGGGUGACUUUGUGGGUUUUUUUUAUACAUUUAGGCAGAGUUGGGGAAGGAGUGGUGAAUUUUUUUCUGUUAUGUUUAUAUUUUAAAUAAGUAAAAUAGAAGAUUUAAAAACUAAUCUUUAUUUAUGGUAUUGAACUUUAAGUGUAAUAUAUUCCUUAAAAAAACAACUUUAAUAAAAA
Messenger RNA from Myotis myotis, 6309 nucleotides. RefSeq names its product leishmanolysin like peptidase (gene LMLN). Gene Ontology annotation, biological process: cell adhesion; proteolysis. Gene Ontology annotation, cellular component: membrane; cytoplasm. The transcript has 17 exons. The coding region runs from base 598 to 2781 and encodes 727 amino acids. Gene Ontology annotation, molecular function: metalloendopeptidase activity. The record is from RefSeq and is a predicted model, not a curated record. NCBI's taxonomy places the organism in Eukaryota, Metazoa, Chordata, Mammalia, Chiroptera, Vespertilionidae.